AUGCUGAAGAUAUGGUCCAUGAAGAAGGAGCAGCAAAAGGCUGAGAAUGCUGCCGAGGGCACAACAGGGGUGGCGCCCAAGAAGAAGAAGGUUACGGCGGCGCAAUUACGGGUGCAGAAGGACCUAUCAGAGCUCUCGCUCGGCAGCACAAUGACGACCGAAUUUCCGGACCCAGACAACAUCCUGUCCUUCAUCCUGUACAUCGAGCCGGACGAGGGCAUGUACAAGGGCGGGCGCUUCAGCUUCACGUUCAACAUCCCCGCCUCGUUCCCGCACGAGCCGCCCAAGGUGCUCUGCCGCGAGAAGAUUUACCACCCCAACAUCGACCUCGAGGGCAAGGUGUGCCUCAAUAUCCUGCGGGAGGACUGGAAGCCCGUGCUCAACCUCAACGCCGUCAUUGUCGGCCUGCAGUUCCUGUUCCUCGAGCCCAACGCCAGCGACCCGCUCAACAAGGAGGCCGCCGAUGACCUGAGGAAUAGCCGCGACGGGUUCAAGCGCAACGUCAGGCAGGCCAUGGCCGGCGGGAGCGUGCGCGGCGAGACGUAUCAGAGGGUGCUGGUUUAG
Parathielavia appendiculata is the source of this 564-nucleotide messenger RNA. RefSeq lists its product as uncharacterized. Lineage: Eukaryota; Fungi; Ascomycota; Sordariomycetes; Sordariales; Chaetomiaceae. The record is from RefSeq and is a predicted model, not a curated record. The transcript is spliced from 3 exons. Bases 1 to 564 code for a protein of 187 amino acids.